AUGGCUAACACUACAGCGCCCACUUCAUUAAUCAAUGAAGGUGACUUGAAGAUUGCUCGUGUAGAAGCACCGGCCACGGAAGAAAAUGAACGGCGUACACGUAACGGUAAAUUUACUCUCGGACAAUUGCGACAGACUGAUGGUUUGGUACCGCUACAAUCGGGAACAAAUCAAUUCGAUUCACAAAAAGGUAAAACAGGUUUUGGUAUGCCUCGUAAUACUGCUCUUAACGUGCAAUUUGCUGACGACGGCAAAAAAUGGACAAUUGAAAAACUGAGAGCUACCGAUUCAAUCAUUCGAUUACAAUCUGGAACUAACAAAUAUGAUUCACAGAGAGGAAUGACUGGAUUCGGAACACCUCGUGAUGUUCGAGGUAAACAUUUAAAACGAAUAUGGGAAUUAGAGUUCCCAGAACAGACAGUGAAAGAAAUCCUGCAAAUAAAUCAUGUAAAUACAGCACUACAAAAUUCUUCCAAAAAACCGCCAGCUACACCACCGAAACCAAUUCUUCAUUAA
Brugia malayi is the source of this 516-nucleotide messenger RNA. RefSeq lists its product as uncharacterized. NCBI's taxonomy places the organism in Eukaryota, Metazoa, Nematoda, Chromadorea, Rhabditida, Onchocercidae. The transcript is spliced from 4 exons. The coding region runs from base 1 to 516 and encodes 171 amino acids. The record is from RefSeq and is a predicted model, not a curated record.